Molecule: messenger RNA, 816 nt
Organism: Boleophthalmus pectinirostris (great blue-spotted mudskipper)
Lineage: Eukaryota; Metazoa; Chordata; Actinopteri; Gobiiformes; Gobiidae
Product: WAP four-disulfide core domain protein 2-like
Exons: 5
Coding region: 36-557 (173 amino acids)
Cellular component (GO): extracellular region
Molecular function (GO): peptidase inhibitor activity
Source: RefSeq, a predicted model, not a curated record
CUCAGUUUAACGUGUCUGUGUCUGUGGUGAACAACAUGAAGUGCUCUGUCCUCUGCCUCUUGGCUGUGGCCUUUGUGCCUUUGCUCUCCGCUCUGAAAGAAGUGCCUAAACCCAAACCAGGAUCGUGUCCUAGAGCAGACGGCUUUGGGAUCUGUAUCAAUACAUGCAACUUUGACCAAGACUGUGAGAGGAACUUGAAAUGCUGCUCCAACGCCUGUGGGCGAACCUGUCAGGAGCCAGUCAAGGUGCCUAAACCCAAACGAGGAUUGUGCCCUGCUCCAGACGGCUUUGCGAUCUGCAUCCAUUCAUGCACUUCUGACCAAGACUGUAAGGAGGACCUGAAAUGCUGCUCCAAUGGCUGCGGACAAACCUGUCAAAAGCCAGUCAUAAGAACCAAACCAGGAUCUUGUCCUGCUCCAAUCCCCCAUUUCACUACAUGUGAUGAUCAAUGCUCUGACGACAGCGAAUGUGACAAGAACCUCAAAUGCUGCUACAGCGGCUGUGGCUACGAGUGUAAGAGCCCUGAACAUGGCAACCAGGAAAAUGUGAAAGGAUAAUAAUCAUCACAAAGCACUGCACUGUUAUAUAUAUGUAUCUCUGUCUCUCUCUCUCUCUCUCUAUAUAUAUAUAUAUAUGACUAUUAAACUCCAUCUCUUUUCUGACUUUGCAAAGACAUUGUGCAGUUCCCAUAAAUAAACCUUUAAAUAAACAAGUUUGUCAGCCUAGUUAUUUUUGCAUUAAAAUGUUGUUGCAUUCCCUGUGAUCCAACUUUCUGUUGUGUUUAUUUGUUAAAUAAACAUAAGUCAUAAGAUGACA